AAAUUCGGUCGUGUUGAAGAUGAAGAAGAUAAGGGGAUAAAUGAACAGUGGGUUUGGUAAAAGGAAAAAACUAAUGGAGGUUGCGUGGAACUAGAGAGAAGGACCCCAUUGAACCAUAGGGUGACCCAUUUCAUUUGUAGGUCAUUUUCAUCUCUCAAUGUUUAUAAGUGUUGUGUGAGUCAUUGGGAAAUGAUGUACAAGAAAAAAGCCUAUGGUUUGGUGUUUUAUCUCAGAAAAUAUUUAACUCAAAAUAACUCUCUCAUGCAAACCCCUUGCCCCUCUGCUCAUCCUGUGCUUUGCUCUGUACGUUUCGAGGGAGAAGAUAGUUUAUAGUUUUAGUAGCUUCAAGUCACAACUAAAACGGGAAUAAAAAUGACUGAGCUGCGAAAUUCAGAAACAGAGUGCAAUUCUGGGUCAACUCCUAACUCGGUCCCUAGCUCAACCACAACUCUAAACGCUAAACCUGGAGCCACCACUGAUUGUAAUAAAAAGAUAAAGAGAAUGAGGGGAGAUUCAAGCAAGCACCCGGUUUACCGUGGCGUCCGAAUGAGGACCUGGGGCAAAUGGGUGUCCGAAAUCCGCGAGCCACGCAAAAAAUCCCGCAUUUGGCUCGGCACUUUCCCUACCCCAGAGAUGGCAGCUCGGGCACACGACGUGGCCGCUUUAAGCAUUAAAGGCAACACAGCGAUUCUCAACUUCCCCGAACUCGCAAACUCACUACCCCGACCCGUGUCUUUAGCACCCCGUGACGUACAAGCCGCAGCAGCCAAAGCUGCCCAAAUGGGAGACUUCGAUUCCCCAUCACCAUCCACACCAUCUUCUUCCACUUGGUCGUCAUCGUUGUCUUUGGUUUCUCAUCUGGACUUAACUUCAGGGUCCGAGGAGUUGAGCCAGAUAGUGGAGCUGCCGAGUCUAGGGACAAGUUGUGACUCGGGGAAUGAGUUUGUUUUUGUGGACUCGACGGACAGAUGGUUCUAUCCUUCACCAUGGCUUGAAAGCAUGGAGGAUUGUGAGUACGUUUGUAGUCAGUUAGUGAAUGGCUUCAAGGAAGGUUUGCUGUGGGAUUAUUAAUGUUUUCCAUUUUAUUUUCUUGCGUUUGUGAAUGUGUGUGUGUGUGUGUCAAAUGCCCCUUCUCUUUUUCUCUGAAAGGGCUGAAAGCUCUUGUCAUUUUCUUUCUCUGUUUAUGUGAAAUCUUCCCAUGAAUCAAUAGUGUACAUAAACUUGAUAAUGUAAUUUUCUUUCACGA
Molecule: messenger RNA, 1246 nt
Organism: Hibiscus syriacus
Lineage: Eukaryota; Viridiplantae; Streptophyta; Magnoliopsida; Malvales; Malvaceae
Product: dehydration-responsive element-binding protein 3-like
Exons: 2
Coding region: 373-1071 (232 amino acids)
Biological process (GO): regulation of DNA-templated transcription
Molecular function (GO): DNA-binding transcription factor activity; DNA binding
Source: RefSeq, a predicted model, not a curated record